Molecule: messenger RNA, 3519 nt
Organism: Xiphias gladius (swordfish)
Lineage: Eukaryota; Metazoa; Chordata; Actinopteri; Istiophoriformes; Xiphiidae
Product: cytosolic carboxypeptidase 4
Exons: 29
Coding region: 1-3519 (1172 amino acids)
Biological process (GO): proteolysis; protein side chain deglutamylation; C-terminal protein deglutamylation
Molecular function (GO): zinc ion binding; metallocarboxypeptidase activity
Source: RefSeq, a predicted model, not a curated record
AUGUUUGCUUACGGCCAUAAUAACUUUACCUGGAAUGGAACUCUGAGGGAGCUGGAGGGCAACUGGAAUGAAAAGCGGGGGCCGCAAAUGACAGCCUCCCUGAGCUCCUCCAGCGGCUUAGAGGUCCUCCUUUCCACUCUGCAGAAUGAAGGGGAUGUGGAGAGCACCUUAAAUGUCCUCAGUGUCCUGGAUGAACUUCUGUCAGCUGGUACAGAUCGUCGCAUCCACUAUAUGAUCAGUAAAGGUGGCAGCGAGGCCUUGCUGACUGCACUGGUGAACAGCGGCCGCAGUUUCUGUCCCAACUACACCGUCCUGCUGCAACUGCUCCACCUGCUGGCUAAAGUCGGACAUAGAGACCGUCGUAUUGGUAUGAAGGCAGAGGAGGCGGGAGCUGUGCUGCUGACUCUGAAUCUGCUCAAACACAAUGUCAAACAUGCCAAGAGGGCUGCAGCCUGCCUCUGGGUCAUCCAAGUCUUCUCUUCAUCAGUUUCUACAGCAAACCUAAUAGGACAAAACCACGGACUGGAUGUCAUCUUCCGCCUCAUUCCUCAGUAUACCACCAAACAUCUUCACACCAUCAAGGCAGCCAUCAAUGCCUUUGCAGCUCUGCUGAGCACAAAGGCUAACGUUGGCUCAGUGGUAUCUGAGGGUUACAUCUCUGGUCUCUUGCGGCUUUAUGAGGACUGGCACAGCCAUGAUACCCAACAUGCUGCCGUAGCAAUCCGCCACGCACUGCUGCGCUGCCUCCAUAAGGUCACCAACCGCACUGCAGGCAGACAGUCUUUCAUAUCCCAGGGAGGCCUCAGUCUGCUGUAUCGGACUACACAGGAAUGUUUGUUGAAUAAAGGUCUGGAGUGUCUGGUGGAGCCCUCUGUGCAGCUGAUGAGGAAGUGUCUCCCAAAAACUCCUCUACCACUGAUAUCAGAUCAGUCUGCAUACACCUUCCCCCUGCCUGGAAGACCACCUGCUGUCCCUGAUGUGGAUGUGGCGCCAGAUGAGAGCAGUGAGGAGAGUGAUGGUGAAGAGACUGACGAGAACCAAGAGGCAGAGAGCAGAGACUUUGAUGACGACUUGGAGACUGACCUGAACAAACUUCGUCUUCGUCCGGACCCCGACAGACCUAAAGAGCUGCUGCCACAGUACGGCCGCCUCUGUCCUGAACUCUCCCAUGACUUUAAGGACCUGGACCUGAGUUCGGAGCCAGAGGAGAGUUCAGCAUCAUCAUCAUCGUCAGACGAGGACGCGGUGCUGCUCAACAGUUUAUCUCCUCACUCCUCCAGGAGGGACAAGAGGAGGAGUAACUCCAGCAGUGAUUCGUCCACGUCCUCCUCAGGCUCUCACUGCGAGAUGGAAAGGUCCACAGAGGGACACGCACCAGAUUCUGGCCAGUUGGAGGCCCGGGAUUUCCACAGUUACAGCAGCAUCCUCAGCACCAGCCCCGGCUCUAGGACCAUGGUUCGAGAGGCAAGCGGAGAAGCCUCCCCAGGUCUGAGAGAGGAUGAGCAGUGUGAUGAGGAGGAGGGAGCAGAAGAAUCCCACCAUCGUACCAUGAUAGACAGGUUAUUGGAGAGACAUGGAGCCUGUAUCCCCCACCACGAACCCAAGCUGUACUGUGCUGCAGCCACCAAAACCAAGUCUAUUCCCGGGUUCAGCAUCCUGGCUUUCCCUGAUUUCUGGGGUCACCUCCCUCCACCAGGACCUGAAUCCAUGGCCCCUCGCAAACCCAACAUACAGAGGCAGAAAGUAAUUGAAGAUGUCCAGCGUUUCCUGAAUACUGAUGAAAUCAUCAACCAGGUCGUCUUUGACCUGGAAGACAGCAGUUUUCAGUGUCCGUCUGAGUCCUUGAGGUUUUUCUCUAACUUUGAAUGUGGGAACCUGAGGAAGGCUGUUCAGGUCCGCAGAUGUGAAUAUGACCUCAUACUGAAUGCGGAUGCUAACUGUUCCCAGCACGCCCAGUGGUUUUACUUUGAAGUCAGUAAUAUGGUGGCAGACGUCCCUUACCGUUUUAAUGUCAUCAACUGUGAGAAGAGCAACAGCCAGUUCAACUAUGGAAUGCAGCCGGUGCUGUACUCAGUAAGGGAAGCUCUGGAAGGUAGACCACACUGGGUCAGGACCGGAACUGAAAUUUGUUAUUUCAGAAACCACUUUUGUCCAGCUCAAGACAGAAGGAGGGAAACCUUUUAUACUCUGACCUUUACCAUCACCUUCAAGCACAAUGAGGACGUGUGCUACCUGGCCUACCAUUACCCCUACACAUACUCUGCUCUGAAGUCUCAUCUGAAGGUGCUGGAGAAAUCACUGGAUCCCGCCAAGGUCUUUUUCCGGCAGCAGAUUCUUUGUAGCACUUUGGCUGGAAACCCCUGUCCAGUGGUCACCAUCACUGCCUGUCCUGCCAGCAGGGCCUGGAAAGACAUGCACCAGCUACGUAACCGUCCCUGUAUCGUGCUGACAGGCCGGGUCCAUCCCGGAGAGUCCAAUGCCAGCUGGGUGAUGAAGGGCACCCUGGAGUUUCUGUGCAGCAGUGACCUGAUGGCCCAGAGUCUGAGGGAGGCCUUUGUCUUCAAGAUCAUCCCCAUGCUCAACCCGGACGGAGUCAUCAACGGCAUGAAUCGCUGUGAUCUGAACACCGAGGAUCUGAAUCGUCAGUGGUGUAAACCAGACCCCGUCCUCAGUCCAACCAUCUACCACACCAAGGGCUUCCUCUACUUCCUCAACAGUAUAGGACGAACUCCACUGGUUUUCUGUGACUUCCACGGCCACUCCAGAAAGAAGAAUGUGUUCCUGUACGGCUGCAGUGUGAAGGAGACUCUCUGGCAGUCUGGCUCCACUGUGGACACUGUAGGACUGAAAGAGGACCCUGGAUAUAGGACCAUUCCAAAGACCCUGGAUCGCAUCGCACCGGCCUUUUCUUUCAACAGCUGCAACUAUUUGGUGGAGAAGUCUCGCUCUGCCACUGCCAGGGUGGUCGUCUGGAGGGAGAUGGGUGUGCUGAGAAGUUAUACCAUGGAGAGCACUUACAAUGGCUGCGACCAGGGAAUCUACAAGGGCCUGCAGACAGGAACCAGGGAGCUGCAGGAGAUGGGGCUGAAGUUUUGCCACAGUCUGCUGUCUUUAACCAAAGAUAUGAGGGCGCUUCAUAACAGGAGACUCAUCAACCACGUUGACCUGGAUCACAGCGUCCUGGACCACAAGUCUCACAACUGUUUUGAAGACGACGAGCCUCCGUGUGUUGAGGAAGUUGAAUAUUCCAUAGACUGUCCCACUCUUAAAGGCACUGAUCUGGAUUCAGAUGUCAAUCGCAACAUGGCCAGGGCUGAUGAUGAGGAGGAUGGUGAUGGCGAUGACGAAGGGCACAGGGGAGCAAAACAGCGGCGAAGCAGCAUCGGCCAAUCGCAGCAGUCAAGCAUGAGGAGCCGCCUAUUCCCUCACCUGAUGAGCCAGGCAUCCAUCGAGACGCUCAGUGAGAAAAGAAACUCGUGUAAUGCAGCGAGCAUCGCCAAUGGACAAAUGACAAGUUAA